Dromaius novaehollandiae (emu) is the source of this 1044-nucleotide messenger RNA. RefSeq names its product dynactin subunit 6 (gene DCTN6). NCBI's taxonomy places the organism in Eukaryota, Metazoa, Chordata, Aves, Casuariiformes, Dromaiidae. Gene Ontology annotation, biological process: mitotic spindle organization. Bases 25 to 705 code for a protein of 226 amino acids. Gene Ontology annotation, molecular function: dynein complex binding. Gene Ontology annotation, cellular component: dynactin complex. The record is from RefSeq and is a predicted model, not a curated record. The transcript has 7 exons.
GGACGCGUUGUGCCAUGGUCUGAGAUGCCCGGACUGAAACGCUGCCUUGUUUCUCCCCUGCGUGCGCAUGCGCGCGCCGCUCCCUCGCUGUCCCCGCGCAGCGCCUGCGCAGGCAGCGGCCAGAGCGCCGUCAUGGCGGAGAAGGGGCAGAAGAGCGUGAAGAUCGCGCCGGGGGCCGUGGUGUGCGUGGAGAGCGAGAUCCGCGGGGACGUGACCAUCGGGCCGCGGACGGUGAUCCACCCCAAGGCCAGGAUCAUCGCGGAAGCGGGGCCCAUCGUCAUCGGGGAAGGCAACCUCAUAGAAGAGCAGGCGCUUAUCAUAAAUGGAUAUCCAGAAAAUAUCACCCCGGAAACUGAAGAGGUGGAACCAAAACCAAUGGUCAUUGGCACCAAUAAUGUUUUUGAAGUUGGGUGCUAUUCACAGGCAAUGAAAGUGGGAGAUAACAAUGUAAUUGAAUCAAAAGCAUUUGUUGGUCGGAACGUGAUUCUGACAAGCGGCUGCAUCAUCGGGGCCUGCUGUAACAUUAACACCUAUGAGGUGAUCCCUGAGAACACCGUCAUCUAUGGGGCUGACUGCCUCCGUCGAGUGCAGACUGAGCGGCCACAGCCCCAAACACUGCAGCUGGAUUUCCUGAUGAAGAUUUUGCCAAAUUACCAUCAUCUGAAGAAGACCAUGAAGGCCACAUCCACUCCUGUUAAGAGCUGAGAAGCGCUCUGCUAUUGGUUGCUGAACUGGGAUUGUGUCUUGUCCUUUUAAGCACUACAUGGCCACUGGAAGCAGCUGGUCUCUGCAUCCUUCAUUUCAUUUCGGAAAAAUUGUCUUGCUUAUCCAUGUCCUUUAUUUAUAGUCUGCUAAGCAUCUGAAGACAGCUUUGGAUCUGUUGUCUCUUUGGCACUAACUUUAAUAUUAUACGUGCUUUGUUUUGAGAAUAAAAUAGCACUGGUUAUUUUUGCAAAGUGGAAUUGCAAUCCUUUCUGAUUAGAUUCUGGGUUAGGUAACACUUUGGAGUGUGCUGUAUACUGUUAAUAAAAGUAUUGACCACUG